UUUCGUUAAUUCGCCUACCGGAAGUACAACUGCUCUGAAGCGGAUGUAGGCUUUUUAAGAUGGAGGUGGAAGUCAUGGAGAAUAUGGAUGUGGUGGAGAGUAAAGGAGGAUCCGGUCUGAGACAGUACUACUUGUCCAAGAUAGAAGAGUUGCAGCUGACGGUGAACGACAAGAGCCAGAACCUCAGACGUCUGCAGGCACAGAGGAAUGAACUUAAUGCCAAAGUGCGUCUCCUUCGUGAGGAGCUGCAGUUGCUCCAGGAGCAGGGCUCCUAUGUGGGAGAAGUGGUCCGGGUGAUGGACAAAAAGAAAGUGCUGGUUAAGGUGCAUCCAGAAGGAAAGUUUGUGGUGGAUGUGGACAAGAACAUAGAUAUUAAUGAUGUGACUCCAAACUGCCGCGUUGCUUUGCGUAACGACAGCUACACCCUGCACAAGAUCCUACCCAACAAGGUAGAUCCUCUGGUGUCCCUCAUGAUGGUGGAGAAGGUACCAGACUCCACCUAUGAAAUGAUUGGUGGCCUAGAUAAGCAGAUCAAGGAGAUCAAGGAAGUGAUCGAGCUUCCAGUCAAACACCCAGAGCUGUUUGAGGCUUUGGGCAUUGCACAGCCGAAGGGGGUGCUGCUGUACGGGCCUCCAGGAACAGGGAAGACCCUGCUGGCCCGAGCUGUGGCCCACCACACAGACUGCACCUUCAUCAGGGUGUCUGGAUCUGAGCUGGUCCAGAAAUUUAUUGGAGAGGGCGCUCGUAUGGUGCGAGAGUUGUUCGUCAUGGCCAGAGAGCACGCUCCCUCCAUCAUCUUCAUGGAUGAGAUCGACUCAAUCGGCUCCUCCCGUCUGGAGGGAGGCUCAGGUGGAGACAGCGAGGUUCAGAGGACAAUGUUGGAGCUUCUCAAUCAGCUGGACGGCUUUGAGGCAACAAAGAACAUCAAGGUCAUCAUGGCCACCAACCGUAUCGACAUCCUGGACUCCGCUUUGCUCAGACCAGGAAGGAUCGACCGGAAGAUCGAGUUCCCCCCUCCCAAUGAAGAGGCCCGUCUGGACAUCCUGAAGAUCCACUCCAGGAAGAUGAACCUGACACGUGGCAUCAACCUGAGGAAGAUUGCUGAGCUCAUGCCGGGAGCAUCUGGUGCCGAGGUUAAGGGCGUCUGCACAGAGGCAGGGAUGUACGCUCUGAGAGAACGGAGAGUCCACGUCACUCAGGAGGACUUUGAGAUGGCUGUGGCAAAGGUGAUGCAGAAAGACAGCGAGAAGAACAUGUCCAUCAAGAAGCUGUGGAAGUAAAACGUCUAGUGAUCUAUAACUACAUCUGUAUAUUGUCCUUCCUUUGUUAAAGGUUUGUAAUUGUUACAUAAAUCCAUAAUUAAAUGCUUUCCUCCAUAAUUAAA
Messenger RNA from Nothobranchius furzeri (turquoise killifish), 1384 nucleotides. RefSeq names its product proteasome 26S subunit, ATPase 5 (gene psmc5). Gene Ontology annotation, molecular function: ATP binding; proteasome-activating activity; ATP hydrolysis activity. The record is from RefSeq and is a predicted model, not a curated record. Gene Ontology annotation, biological process: proteasome-mediated ubiquitin-dependent protein catabolic process. NCBI's taxonomy places the organism in Eukaryota, Metazoa, Chordata, Actinopteri, Cyprinodontiformes, Nothobranchiidae. Gene Ontology annotation, cellular component: proteasome regulatory particle, base subcomplex.